This is a messenger RNA of Drosophila kikkawai, 8367 nucleotides long. Its product is annotated as small subunit processome component 20 homolog. Gene Ontology annotation, cellular component: 90S preribosome; nucleolus; small-subunit processome. NCBI's taxonomy places the organism in Eukaryota, Metazoa, Arthropoda, Insecta, Diptera, Drosophilidae. The record is from RefSeq and is a predicted model, not a curated record.
CUCUAGCACGUGUUGCAUUUGAACGAAAAAAACGAGCUCGCGUAAACAAAAGUUUUUUCCACAAAUUAAACCAGUAAAGCGCAAAUGAAGUGAUCAAAAAGAGUGUUAAACAAACAGCGACAUGGCGUCUUUAGCGGAAAAGACGAAAAACACAAACACAUUUCGGUUCAAAUCGUUCGGAGACCGUGUGAAUGAGAUCGACCUGCGGCACUUGGCCCUCUACCACAUUGGCCACCGCAACGAGGAGCUCGACGAGGAGGAGAACGCCACCUACUUCCAGCAGACUAUCCAGAAAUGGAACGUGCUCAACCUGACCGAGGAGUACAACUACUUCAGCAAGCGAUGCCGAAAGAUUGUCACCCUGCCGCAGCUGCUGCACCAGAAGGAGUUUGUGGUGGACCUGCUGCUGGAGCGCCUGGCCACGGCCACAAAUCUUUCGCAGCAGCCGCUGCUGGAGCUGCUCUACGUGCUUGCCCGCGAUCUGCGCGAGGAGUUCUACCCGUACUUCCAGCGCGUGCUGGACCGCCUGAUCUGCCUGCUGAACAUCCAGGAUGCCGAGCAGCUGGAGUGGACGCUCAUAUGCCUGGCCCACUUGUUCAAGACCCUCAAGCCGUAUCUGAAGCGCAACAUUGGUGUGGUCUUCAAUGCCAUUCUUCCGCUCCUGGACGAGCAGCACUAUGCCGAACACGUGACAAACUUUGCCGUGGAAUGCUUUGCCUAUAUAGCCCGCGAUGUCCGUGAUUUCCCCCGCUUCCUGGCAUACGUUCUUCAGACAGUGCUGCGGGAGCAGGUGGAGAGUGUCCAUGGCUGCGGGAGACUGAUCUACGAGAUCCUGCGCGGCGUCAACGGUCAGCUGCACAACUCGGCAGCCGAGAUCUUGGCCCACGUCCUGGAGGUCCUCGUCAACAGCGCCUCGCUUCACACCAAAGCCCAGACCGAUCUGUUGGGCGACAUUGUGGAGCAUUCCAUGGGCCUGCUGCUGAACUUUUUGCGCUCGGACCAGAGUCCUGUACUCUGGCAAGGCCUCUGCUCAGCUGCCGGCAGCGGCGAGAGUGUGGAUGUGUCGCGCCUCAUCGAUCUGAUGCUGCCCCUCGUCACCCACAAGGAUGGACGCUACGUUUCGGAACUGCCACUGGUGGUGGCCACGCUGCUGAAGUUGCUGGACCGGGAAGUAGAACCGCUCCAUCCCCUGACCACCUUGGUCACAAAUCUGCUGAAAGCCCAACAUGCGCAGCUCACGCAGCUGGACGCCAGUCGACUGCUGCAGAAGCUCCUAAGCGUAAGCCGUGCGAAUGUGUCCGUUUACGAGGACUCCAUUCUGCAGCUGCUGGACUACCAACAGUUUGAGAUUCUGGUGCUGCCGCAAGUCAUUGGCUACUACGAGGAGCAGAGGGAAUCGCGGGCCUUGGAGCUAUUGGCUCGCGUUGUCCAGCACAAGAGGCCGCUGCAGGUGGAUGCCAACUCCCUGGCCCAGUGGGAGGUUUAUCCGCUGCCUCUAAAGCAGAAGGAGACCAUCAAGAGUAUUGAACAGCAGCUGACGAAGUUGGACGUGAAUGAGGAGGAUCACCUGCUGCUGCUGGUGCUGGCUCCCCACCUAAGGGGCUUCAGCAAGCAGUCCUUGGACCAGGGCCUGCAAUCUGUCAUUGAGCAGCUUUUAAAGGAAGGAGAAAAGGAUUUCACGCUGCUACUCUUGCUGCUUCAAACGCAUGCUCUGCUCAAGUUCAAGCUUGCCAAAGAUUUGCGUUCCAGAAUUAAAGAAUACCUCAUCCCCCAGCUGGGCAAGGACAUCAGGGCCUUGGCCUGCCUGCAACUGAUCCUCCUGGAGACCCCCAAAAGCGAGCUUUCCCCAUCGGAAGACGUGCUCUCGGCCGUGUCCAUCCUUCUGAGCCAACCUCAGUCGCAGUACCGACGCCUUGCUGCCCAGUGCCUGGAUGUGGUGAGCAGUUCGCGGAAACCAAAUCCCUACUCCUACUUCUACGCCGCCACCUCCAUCGAGCCCACGGUCCACAACUACCGCGAGCUGCUCCUCCAGCUGCAGCAGCUGGAGCCCUCGGCAGCCCAGUUCAAGCAGUUCUCGCUGCAUCCGCACUUCAAGGAGCACGCGGUGAGCCUUCUGCUCGGUCUGCUCUACAACAACUUUAAGUUUGUGUGGGCACCCGUCCAGCAGCUCCUGGCUUCCUAUGUAAAGACAAUGACCACAGAGGAGUUCUGGAGCCUUUUCAAGUCAAAGCUAGUAGAGACUGUGGCCUGCAUAGACUACAAAAAGGAGGUGACCAUUCUUCAGCAACCCCAACGUAGAAGCUACAAUUCCGCCGCUUUAACCAUGCUACUAACCUUGGCAGAGGAGCAACAGUUCAGCCUCCAGCAAGCUCUCAACUACCGUCAGCUCCUCUGGCAAAGUCUACCCAAAUUGGGCUCCCUGGCCGAGGUAAAGAAUGCCGACUUGGUGCGUCUGUUUCUUCAGUUUGUGGAGCAGGAGUAUCGAGCCCAGCUGGAGAAAUCUGAGCACACCUGGAACGUAAACGACGCCACAGGUGAGCAGCUGCAGCAACUAGCUGAAGAGGUGGAUGAAGACGAAGAGGAUGAAUCCAAGAACGAAUCCCGAAUGAGAAAGAAAAGGAGAACCCACAAUUCCCAUGCCAAGUUCAUACUGCAGACCCUCCAGCUGAAGCUGGCCUGCUUUGUGUCCCAACCCAAUCCCAAGGCUUUGCAUCGGCAGGCGGAGAUGCACGAAUUCUACCUGGAGCUACUAGCCGGCCCGAAUGCGCAGCUCCAACAACUGGCUCUGGACUGUUUGGCGGCCUACAAGCAGCCGGUGGCUCUGGUCCAGCAGAAAGAACACCUAGCCGGACUCAUUGACGAAGCCAAGUUCAAGACGACGCUCACCGGAUUCGAUUUAGCCAGUAUUCCGGCUCAGCAGAGAUCGGAAAUGAUGCCCUUCAUGCUGCGCGUGCUCUACGGCAAAAUGCUGACCAAGGGCGUCCAGAAGCAACUGAGUGCCCAGCUGCGCAAGACACUGAUUCUGCGAUUUUUGGGUCAACUGGAGGAGUCCGAAAUCAUUGAUUUUCUGCAAAUGGCCUUUGGAAAGUUUUCGCAGUACACAGACAAGCCUGUCGGUGAGCUGGUCAAGUACGCCAGGGAGUCGUACGAUCCCUCGGCAGUGAUUGCUGCCAGGCAGCUGCAAAGGAUUGUCAAUCUUCUAGAGUUGAUUAGAAAGGAGUUUGCAGGCAAGCUGACUGCAGCCUUCCAGGUCUACGUUCUGAAACUGCUGCUGCUUGUGGGAAGCGUGGCCCAGGAGGUCAUCAAGGGAGAAGGAAAACUGGUGGCUGCCUACAAGAAUGUCAAGCACUCGGGCCUGCAGACCUUGGUGAACUACUUCAGCCAGCUGGUGGACAUGGAGGAGCUGUGGCAGGAGCCGGAGAUGAAUGCGGUUUGCGAGGUCUACGUUUGGCCAGCGCUGGCACGCCUCUCCCAGGACUCUAUACACACGCCCACGCCCCUGCUGAAACUGCUCCUACUGUGGGGAGGCGAACCACGCUACCAGAAGUGGCUUAACCAAAGUCCCCCCUCGGACAAGGAGCCCAUAAUGCAUCACCUGAUGGCCCUGCUGCUGAACGACAAAGCCAAGCCUGUGGUGAAAAAAUCGCUUAUGACCUUGGUAGAGCAGCUCUUGGAGGCAGCUGUCUCAGAGGAGUUUGGAGCCGCGGCCCUGGCCAUUGUUCAUCCCUACAUCCCGGCCAUCCUGCAGCAGCUGCAAAACAGUUGGCGCCACAAGAAGGCCGGCAGGCAGGCGCUAGACAAGCGGGAGCUGAACAUCCUAACCCUGAUCACCUCGCAUGUGGAGGAGCCGGCCACCUGUGAGCUGCUGCUCAGCGUACUCCUGCCCAUCUUCACCAAGCAAGCAGCCUCAGCUGGCCCGGAAACCGUGGUGCAGCUGGUCACCACUCUGUCGAACCUGUUGAAGAGAGUGGCCAGGCCUCAGGACUAUGUUCGCCCCUUGGCGCCACUCUUUGAACAGGUGAAUGUUUUGCCAGCCAGGAAGCUGCUGUGCGAACUCCUGGCGGACAUGGCGAAGCGACUAAACAAGGAGGCCAAGCAGAAGCCGGAACUCUCCGCUGCAGCCGCAGCUAUAAGGGAGUGGGCUCGGAUUGUGCUGCUCCUGAAUGCCUGGGACAAGAGGUGGCUGGAGCAGCCCGACUACGACAAGCGUCUCGAAGCCCUGUCGGAGCUCAAGCAGCUGGUGGAAAAGAAGGACUUGAAGUUGGACCUGGAACUGGCGGUACUGGUGCUUUACAACUGCUUCCACAUGCUGCGCCACGACUCAGACCUGGGCAUGAGGGUAAACAUAGGAGAGCUGCUGAAGCCGCUGCUCCCUCUGAUCACCCUGAAGCUGGAGGUUAAGGAGGACUCUCACUUUUGGCUGGAGGACACACUGCUGCCUCUUUUGCAACGCUCUAUGAAGGACGAGAAGCACGAGCAUGCCAGGAGUGAGGCCAUCGGCUUGCUGGGCGAGCUGGCGCGCCAGUGUCCAUCGGCGCACGACGUCCUCAAGGAUCUGUCCCCUUUGGCGGAUAAGCACGACCUGGAGGUGGAUUUCUUUGAGAAUAUGCUUCACCUGCAGACUCAGCGACAUGGUCGUGCGCUGCAGCGUCUGGUAAAUAUCUCCGGCGGCAUCUGGCGACAGGCCCCGCCCUGCGCCCGCACCCUAACGCAGUUCCUACUCCCACUGGCCACCCGGUAUUUGCUGAGCGAAAAGCACGCCGGCAAGCACACACUGGUGGAUGCCGCCAUCGAGGCGGUGGGCGUGAUGAGUGAGCUCCUGCCCUGGGCCCAGUACCAUGCCGCCCUCCGCUACUACCUCCAGAAGCUGAGGCAUGCCCAGGGUCAGCAGAAGCAGUGCGUCCGUCUGGUGGUUCGCAUUCUAGACGCCUUCCACUUUGACCUGACGCAGGCACAAACGGACCUGGCUGCUCUCGCCCAGCUCAAGCAGAAGCUGGCAGAGGAAAAGGAGGAGGCAGAAGAGCCUGAAGAAGCCAAGACUGAAGAGGAUCCCGAAGAGAAGCCCCUGAAAACCGAAGAUCAGUCCGACUUCAUUGACUUUGAAGAGGAGGAGGCGGCCGAGCCAGUGGCUGAGCGUCAGCGCACGCAACUGCUGGCUCCCAACGCCGCCAAGCGGGUCAUGGCCACGAUAACCACUGUCCUGCUGCCCACUCUCAAUCGGGCCAUCACCGAGAAGACCAACUACGACUCCAAGCACAAGGUGAAUCGCCGGAGGCUGAGUUACGAGCGUGAGGAGGAGGAGAUCCAGAAGGUGCCCAUAGCCCUGGCCAUGGUGAAGCUGCUGCAGAAGCUGCCUUUGGAACUGCUAGACAACAGUCUACCAGGAAUCUUCAUGAAGGUCUGCACUUUCCUGCGUUCCCCCCUGAAGUCCGUUCGCAUGCUCACCCGUGACAUCCUGAAGAAGAUCAUGCUCACGCUGGGCGGCAGCUACCUGGGCCUGUUGCUGGAGCAGCUACAGUCGCUACUCACCCGUGGCUUCCAGGUGCACGUACUCUCGGUGACACUUCAUGGGGUUUUGGACGCCCUGAAGGUGGAUUUGCAACCGGAUCAUAUUGAGAAGUGCCUGCAGAACCUGCUGGAGGUGGCCCUCAACGACAUCUUUGGCGAUGUGAGCGCCGAGAAGGAGGUGGAGAAGAUCGUGGCCCACACGCCGGAGGCCAAGCCGAGUGCCAAGAGCUACCUGACCCUGAACAUAGCCUCGCGGCAUAUCCGUGACAACUGCCUGUUGGAUCUCCUACUGCCGUUUAAAGAGCACUUGGCCAGGUCGCACUCCCGGAAGGUCACACAAAAGAUCCAGGAGUGCUUUGCCAAGAUUGUGGGGGGCCUGGUGGAGAACACGCACAUUGCGCGGGAGAGCCUGCUGAUCUUCAUCUAUGGCACAAUGUCGGAGAGCAUCAGUGAUCUCCUGCCGGGCACCCAGAAGCGACAGCUCACGGACAAGGAGCAGGCGCUGAUGAAGAGGUCACGCCCCGACUGCUUGAUCCUCCAGCCGGCGCCGGGCAGACGCAGUGUGGUCACGGGCAACAAGCAGGUCAAGUCCAAUGCCCAGGCCAAUGCUCACAUCCUGAUCGAGUUCGGCCUGGAGCUCCUCCACUUCGUGUUGAAGCGAAAGAAGUUAACGGAUCUGGACUACCAGCCCUUUUUGCAUCCCCUGUUGCCCUUGCUGAGGGAUUCUCUGAGCAGCAACCACGCCAGGACCACCACAUAUGCCCUAAAAUGCUACACGGCCAUUUGGCUGGGUGAGUACGAGCUCACCGAACUCAACGCGGAGGCCCUGCAGCCGGUGGUGCAGCGCAUGUUCGAGAUCCUCAAGAACUUCUCGACUUUCGGGGCCACCAGGCAGGAGGAGAACGCCCAGCUGGUGAGGGCCAGCUUCAAGGCAGUGGUUGCCCUGCUGCGCAAGUGCCAAGACUUUAAGCUCAGCGACGAGCAGAUCGAGCAGCUGCUCCUUCACGUCGAGCAGGAGCUGCAGGAGGGCGAGUGCAGCAGCCAGACCAUGGUCUUCACUCUCCUCAAGGCGCUGGUGAGUCGCAAGGUGGACACCCGAUCCCUGCACGACCUAAUGAAGCGCCUGGGAGACCUGUCCAUAAUUUCGCCCUCGGAUUACGUAAGGGACGAGUCGCGCGGCAUCCUGCUCACCUACAUCAUGGAGUACACGCUGCGCCAGCAGGUGGAUCAGAUGGUCAAGUUCAUGUCGGUUCAGUUGUGCUACAGCCAGAUCGCCGGCCGCCUGUCGGCCAUUCAGUUCAUGCACUCGAUCAUCAACAAGUUCCCCCAGCUGAUGCUGGCGAAGCAGUCUGAGUUCUUAUACCUGUCUCUGGGCACCCGUCUGGUCAACGAUGAGGAUCCCUCGUGUCGUCGCAGUGUGGCUGCCGCCUUGGAGGCCCUGAUUGCUCGCCUUACGAAAGUGGAACGUCAGCCUUUGCUGGACCUUACGAUGCUCUUCUUCACGGCACCAAAGUCGAACCACAAUCCGGGAGUCAGGGAGAUGGCUGCCGCCCUUCUUUCCCGAUUUGUUCAGGCGGAGAAGGCGGGCUUCGCGGAAAGAUUACCACUGGUGCUGCCCACUUUAGUGAGUGUCUUGACUUCGGGUUAUGCUAAGGCAGUGGGAAGAUUUGUGCGAGCUCCGGGCUUCCAGGAGGCAGAGGUGGAUGAAUCUAGUCUACACAAGAAGACGAAACGAAAGAAAUUCGGAAGCCUGCCCAAUGAAGACCUCCUGCUGGCGGGCCACGACACCGAGGCCAGAGUGGAGCAGCAGCAGCGCAAGGUGGACCAUCAGCUCAUCCAGCUACAGUAUUGUCUCAUCAAAAUCUUUGAGCAUUGCGGCGACUCGCUGAUGAGCCAGGAGGAUCUCUCAGACACUCUGGAUGAACUGGCAUAUGGCUCGCAGCGACUCUUAGGCCACGACCACAACUGGGUUCGCUGCAAUGCAGCCAAACUCUUGACCCACAUCCUUUCUCACUACGACUACGCCUACGUUGGACAACAGCUGGCGGGGAUCAAGCAAGAAGCGGACACUAACAAGGCGCUAGACUUUAUUUACGCGCAGCCUGCCCAGGAUAUCAAGUCCCUGGUGCUGGAUCUGUGCGCCCAGGUCACGCCCGGUGAAACGGCGCAGGAAAUGAUCGAUGAAUUAUCCAAGAUUAUGCUGUACAUUGGCCACAUGCUGCGCGAUGUUCCCUUUAGUCUGAAGCAGGAGCAUGAUGCGGAGCAGGUGGAGGGUCCCGUCAACAAAAUAAAUCUCAACUGGCUGCUCCGGAAUAUCCGUUUCCUGGUCAACAAGGAGGUGGCCAAGGCCUCGCACGACACCAGCAUACGCACUGCCAUGUUCACGCUUAUAGAAGCCCUUGCCACGCUGCUCAGUGUGGAGGCCGUCACCCGACUGGCGCCCGCUCUUCUCCAGACCCUGGUGCGCGAAAUGUCCGAGGAGGACCAGAACGUGGAUGCUGAACUGCGCCAGCAAGCCCUCCGCGUGGGCAGCCGGCUGAGAAAGCGCAUUGGGGCCGAUGUCUACGACAAGCUAAGGAACCUGGUGCAGACCAAGCUGAUGGCUCGCCGUGCCGAGCGCCGCAAGGUGGUGGCUCAGGAGAAGAUCCAUGACCCGCAGCGAGCGGCCAAGCGCAAGGCUGGAGUUCAGGAGCGCAAGAAGGCAGCGAAGCGCCUGAAGGCCGCUGUCGUUCGUGGCAAGGCGCCAGACCUUAAACAGAAGCUUAAAAAGCGCAAGCGAAAAGCAGAAAUGGAUGGAUUUUAAUGUUAGUUAGUCGGUUGUUUUUUAUAUAAGUAAAAAGAUGCAAAUUGUAUUUUAUC